Messenger RNA from Vigna umbellata (rice bean), 3276 nucleotides. The record is from RefSeq and is a predicted model, not a curated record. Lineage: Eukaryota; Viridiplantae; Streptophyta; Magnoliopsida; Fabales; Fabaceae.
UGUGACAUAAACAUAUUUAAUAUCUAAUUACUUAUAUGAUUAACAGUUAAAACCGGUCUAAUUUAAUUGAAAUUUGCACAUUGUGAAAACUUGUUUACCUACAGCGUAUACAUGUGCAUGCAGGACCCACCUUCGUCUUUCACCCUUCUUCAUUCUGCAGCAUACAACUCAACUCACUAAACCUCACUUUACUUCAACCACAACCUCAGCUUUGACUCUUCAAAGUCUUCACUUUCCUAUCCAAUGCCGCUGGAAAGUGACGUCACCAUCUCCUCUUACCGCCUCUGCUGGGACGUCUUUCUCAGCUUCCGGGGCACACACACGGGCCACACCUUCACCAUGCGCCUCUACCACGCUCUCCACGGUCGUGGCGUUCGCGUCUUCCGAAACGACGAUGGGUUGGAGCGCCGCGGCGAGAUCCAGAAGAAGCUUCUAGAAGCCGUGGAAGACUCUGCCGCCGCCGUCGUCGUUAUCUCUCCCGAUUACGCGUCCUCGCACUGGUGCCUGGAAGAGCUCGCAAAGAUUUGCGAGGUUGGGAGGCUGAUCCUCCCGGUUUUCUACUGGGUGGACCCUUCGCACGUGCGAAAGCAAGAGGGUCCCUUCGAGGAGUGGUUCGUGUGGCAUGCACAGAGGUUUCCGACAGAGAGGAUUGAGCAGUGGAGGGAUGCGAUGAAGAAAGUGGGUGGACUCGCUGGUUUUGUUUUGGAUGAGAAAAGUGACAAGAGUGAUGAACUGAUUCAGAUUUUGGUGCAAAAUCUUAUGAAGCAGCUGAGGAACACACCACUGAGUGUGGCUCCAUUCACAGUAGGUCUCGAUGAUAGAGUUGAAGUGUUGAAAAACUUGUUGGACUUAAAAUCCAACGAUGUAAGGGUUUUGGGGUUGUAUGGAAUGGGUGGAGUUGGUAAGACAACAUUAGCCAAGAGCCUCUUCAACAACCUUGUUGUUCAUAGUUUUGAGCGACGGAGUUUCAUUCCAAAUGUCAGAUCACAGGUCUCCAAACACCACGGUUUGGUUUCUCUUCAAAACAAAAUCCACGGUGAUCUUUGUGGUAGAAAAGAGGAUCUGAUCACCGAUGUCAGCGACGGCAUUUCUGCUAUACAAAAAAUAGUGCAAGAGAAUCGAGUUUUGUUGAUCCUAGAUGACGUUGACGAUGUGGAGCAGCUUAACUUUUUGAUGGGUAAGAGGGAAUGGUUUUACAAGGGAAGUCGUGUAGUGAUAACCACAAGGGAUAAGGAAAUUUUGCACGGGAGUUAUGUUGAUGUUGAUUUUGAGGUGAAGGAAUUGGAAUUCUCUGCAGCAAUGGAACUGUUCUGCUUCCAUGCAAUCAGAAGAAAGGAACCUGCAGAGGGUUUUUUAGAUGUUUCAAAGCAAAUUGUGGAGAAGACAGGAGGGUUGCCUUUGGCUUUGGAAGUUUUUGGGUCUUUUCUGUUUGAUAAAAGGACCGAGAGGGAAUGGAAAGAUGCUUUGGAGAAGCUGAAGCAGAUUCGUCCUCCAUGUCUUCAAGAAGUGCUGAAAAUAAGUUUUGAUGCGUUGGAUGAACAAAAACAGUGUAUAUUCCUUGACAUAGCUUGUUUGUUGGUGCAAAUGGAAAUGAAGAGAGAUGAUGUGGUUGACAUAUUGAAUGGAUGUGAUUUUAGAGGAGAGAUUGCGGUGGAUGUGCUCACUGCAAGAUGUCUAAUUAAGAUCAUUGGUGAUGGAAAAGUGUGGAUGCAUGAUCAAGUUAGAGACAUGGGAAGGCAAAUUGUUCGUAGUGAAAGCCUUACAGAUCCUGGUCUACGAAGCAGGCUCUGGGAUCGUGAUGAAAUCUUGACUGUGUUGAAGAAUAUGAAGGGAACGAGAAAUGUUCAAGGAGUUGUCCUAGAUUGUGUGAAGAGAAGAAUGUCCAUUCCCAGAGAUCGCUCAGCAGAUGAAAUAACUAGGGAAAAUUUUCGACGCAAGCCCAGUUGUAAAUCUGCAUUCGAGUAUAUUAAAGAGAGGUAUAAAAAGUACGUAGAGGAUAGAAAAGAGAAAGCAAAAGAGGUUAUCCUUCAGUCCAAGCACUUUCAACCAAUGGUUUCCUUAAGAAUGCUUCAGAUUAAUUAUUCCAGAUUGGAAGGAAAAUUUAUAUGUCUUCCCCCAAAACUCAAGUGGUUACAAUGGAAACAGUGUUCAUUAAGGUAUAUGCCUUCUAGCUAUAAUCCAUUGGAACUUGCAGUCAUGGAUCUCUCUGAAAGUCUGAUUGAAACCUUGUGGAAGGAACGAAGUAACAAGGUGGCUGUGCACUUGACGGUUUUAAACCUCUCCAGGUGCCACCGUUUGACAGCAACUCCUGACUUAUCUGGGUAUCUGUCUCUUAAAAAACUUAAUUUGGAAGAAUGUUCUCACUUAACUAGGAUUCAUGAAUCAUUAGGGAAUCUAAAUUCCUUAGUUCAUCUUAACUUUCGCCUCUGCUAUAACCUCAUAGAACUACCUAGUGAUGUCUCUGGGCUGAAACACCUCGAGGACCUCGUUCUUUCCGACUGCUGGAAAUUGAAAACAUUACCAAAAGACUUGAGCUGCAUGGUUUCUUUAAGACAACUACUUCUUGAUAGCACUUCUAUUACUGAGCUUCCUCUGUCCAUCUUCCAUCUCACAAAACUUGAAAAGCUGAGUGCAAAUGGAUGCCACCUUCUGAAGAAGUUACCUACCUGCACUGGGAAACUCUGCUCCCUGCAAGAAUUAUCACUUAACCAUACAGCAUUGGAGGAAUUGCCAGAUUCAGUUGGUUCUUUGGAAAAACUUGAGAUGCUUAGUUUGACGGGGUGUAAGUCACUAUCAGUGAUUCCUAACUCUACUGGGAAACUAAUUUCCUUGACUCAAUUGUAUUUGGACGGCAGCGGAAUCAAAGAAUUGCCUGCUUCUAUUGGUGCUUUAUCAUAUUUAAGGAAGCUGUCUGUUGAAGACUGUACUUCUCUUGACAAAUUUCCUGUCUCGAUGGAGGCAUUAGUUUCAAUUGUUGAACUUAAGUUAGAUGGCACAAAAGUUUCUAAUUUUCCAGAAGAAAUAUUUGUGGGCAUGAAAAUGCUAGAAAAGCUCGAGAUGGGAAAAGUUCAGCAUCUAAAAUUCGUACCAGUAUCAUUGGGCUACCUGUCAGCUCUUACCAUUUUGGACAUGCAUGAUGCAAACAUUACUGAAUUGCCAGAAUCAAUAGGAAUGUUGGAAAAUCUUAUUCGGCUGAGGUUAGACAAGUGCAAACAGCUCCAAAGGCUUCCAGACUCCAUUGGAAAUUUGAAAUCUUUGCGAUGGCUAAUGAUGAAG